Girardinichthys multiradiatus is the source of this 8453-nucleotide messenger RNA. It is a transcript of the gene map2k6, whose product is annotated as mitogen-activated protein kinase kinase 6. Gene Ontology annotation, molecular function: ATP binding; MAP kinase kinase activity. The coding region runs from base 475 to 1551 and encodes 358 amino acids. The transcript is spliced from 12 exons. The record is from RefSeq and is a predicted model, not a curated record. NCBI's taxonomy places the organism in Eukaryota, Metazoa, Chordata, Actinopteri, Cyprinodontiformes, Goodeidae. Gene Ontology annotation, biological process: protein phosphorylation; MAPK cascade.
AAAAAUCAGUUUAGUGUUUUUUAUUUUAAAACGAAACUUAAAUGUCUUCCUGUUAAUACAUUUUUAGUUUUUACGUAGUUUCGGCUGUUAAAGUAAGUUUUAUUUGACGAAACAUCAAAAGUGACACUUAAGGACAUUGCUUCGCGCCGUUUCAACCCCGCGACUCCAUUUCCCACAAUCCUCUGCGCUCCAAGCAGGAAGAACGUUGUCUCGCAGGGGCUCACUCUGAUCCAAGUUAGGAGCUUUCAGCUACCAGCCUUGGCCCAUCAUGUAAGUGCUGCGGAGAAUUCUUUGCAGCGCAUUUGCAAAAUUAUCCGCUUUCCCGACGGCUGCGCGGGCUGUGCAUCCUUACCCGCGCCCCGUGCACGGACACGCACGGCUCGGACCCAAGAAGGCUCCAAGUGCAUGAGGAUCGAGGCUUGUAUUUUGCAUCUUUGUUGCAAAGCAAGCCACUAAAGCUCCAGUACGAGGGCGAUGGAGGGAGGGAGCGAGAAAGAAGGCAAAGUCUUUUGUGCUUCCCCUCCCCCUCAUCAAAGCAGAGGGGAAAUGCUUCAGCCAAAGGGAGGUAAGAAGAAGCCGGUGCUGAAGCUCUCCAAAGAGGUGUUUGAGCAGCCCACACCAGCUGCAGUACCCCCCAGAGAUUUGGAUUCAAAGGCUUGUGUAACAAUUGGAGAAAAGAAAUGUGAGGUGAAAGCAGAUGAUCUGGAGCAGAUCUGCGAGCUCGGUCGAGGAGCCUAUGGUGUGGUGGAUAAGAUGAGGCACAUGCCCAGUGGACUGAUCAUGGCUGUAAAGCGGAUUCGGGCCACUGUUAACACUCAGGAGCAGAAGAGGCUGCUAAUGGACCUGGACAUCUCCAUGAGGACAGUGGACUGUUUUUACACCGUCACCUUCUACGGAGCGCUGUUCAGAGAGGGCGACGUCUGGAUCUGCAUGGAGCUGAUGGAUACUUCCCUGGACAAGUUCUACAAGCAGGUGAUCGAGAAGGGCCUGACCAUUCCCGAGGAUAUUCUGGGAAAAAUAGCCGUCUCUAUAGUAAAGGCUCUGGAGCAUCUGCACAGCAAUCUGCAAGUCAUCCACAGAGAUGUGAAGCCCUCUAACGUGCUCAUCAACACUCAGGGCCAGGUGAAGAUGUGUGACUUCGGCAUCAGCGGCUAUCUGGUGGACUCUGUGGCUAAAACCAUGGACGCUGGCUGCAAACCCUACAUGGCUCCGGAGAGGAUCAACCCAGAGACGAAUCAGAAAGGCUACAAUGUCAAAUCGGACAUCUGGAGUUUAGGAAUUACAAUGAUUGAGCUCGCCAUUCUGCGUUUCCCGUAUGACUCGUGGGGAACGCCCUUUCAGCAGCUGAAGCAGGUGGUGGAGGAACCUUCGCCCCAACUUCCUGCCGACCAGUUCUCCCCCGACUUUGUGGAUUUCACCACUCAGUGCUUAAAGAAAAAUGCCAAGGAGCGUCCAACAUACACAGAACUCAUGCAACAUCACUUCUUCACCUCCCAUGAGGCCAAAGAAACCGACGUGGCUAGCUUUGUGAAAGUCAUCCUGGGGGACUGAGAUCUAUAAGCGCAUGGCACGGAGGGAGGAAAACUUAAAAACCCAUCCUACAAAAAGCACCUGUUGCAGCCCCCAUUACCUGCAGGUUUUCCCGUCCCUCCCCCCACCCCCCACCCCACCAGAGUCAGAAAGACAAGAUCAGAGGAUGAAGAGGAACGUGGAAUCUGCCUUCGUGUCUUCUGUGAGGUGGUGGGAGGGGUUGGGGAGAUCUUGUGUAUAAUGUGGAAUAUUUCAAGGUGUCUAUAUGCAAAACCUCCCUCUCUGAUCAGAUUAGCUCCACUCACCCACUACUCCCAAUGUUAUUAAUGAGCUGAGCUGAUACUAUCAACCACCGUGUUCAAACUCUUGUUUUCUCGCUAAAAAGCAGUGGAAGAUGUGCAGAUCGCAUAAAAAAAAAAUGAUGGAUGAUGUAACGCUUUCUCUGUAUAAUCUAAAUCUUUGCCUACUCAAUGUAAAGUCUUGCAUCGGAUUAUUAACUGACUGCAUGUACAGAAUAUAUCUCUGGCAGCCACAGAUGCCCAAUAAUGAACAGCUGUAGAGCCUGAUUGUAGACUUGAGAGCCCCCUAGUGGUCAGUAAUAGGUACUGCAGUGCAACUGCUUUUCUCACCAAUGAAACUUACCUACACGUUUUAGGCUCUUGGCUGCCUGUGAGUGUGUAUGAUUGUAUGUGUGAGCCGAUGGAUAUGUUCAAACAACUGCACACCUGCAGGUGGAGGUAGAGCCAAAAUAUUGUCCUUUUGAUUCGCAGUCAGUGAGAGGUUGGCUGAUGUUGGGAUAUAACUUCUGUUUAGCAUUUCAGGCCAUUGAGCUGCAACAAAUCAAUCAGAUUACGUCAUCAGACAACCUUAUUAAUAACUUUCAUUAGACAAUCAGUUACUUAAUGUUCACUUCUAAAGGAAAAGUAGAAAGACCUGCAGAGUUAGUCAGUGUCUGUUGACAAGCAGCGAUUUGAAAAACCAACUGAAUAAGACUGUAUGACGUCAAAUAUCUGAUUGAGAGAUAUUACUUUUAGCUGCUCUUCUAUGCUUUUAAGUUUAGGGUGCAAAUACAAAGAGCUGUCUUUUGCCUAAGUAUUUCUGGGAAAGGUCUUAACUUUGAGUGGCUCUUAGGAAAAGUGAUUGAUUUAAUGUACAUUUUAAUAUAAUUUGACCACAAAAUGCUUUCAGAAUAUCCAUUCAACACUUGUUAUAAGCCAAAAAGGCUGACAUUGUUAAACCUGGUUGAGGAUUUUGUGAAGCCUUGACCUGCCAAAACCAGUUUUAGCAAAUUCUCAUUUUUAAGUACUUCAAUACAAGAAUAUAUGUGGAAAUCGUUGGAAAUAUGUUUUUAGCUGUCAUUAAUUUGGAACAUAGUUGACUUUAUGUUGAGAGAGAGAAGAUAUUGCUGUAAAACAGGGUUUUGCUUUUAUGAAGCAAAAACAAUGAUUAGGGAGUAGACAUUUUUAUCUUUAGGAUCUUCUAUUAAAGAUGAGAGCAGCUAGCAUGAGGUGUAUUCCCCUCUGAAUGUAGAUCCUUAUCUUAACUUUGAGAUUUUCUAAAAACUGCCAACAAGUCUUGCUCUUUGUUUUAAAAAAAGCAGCUUGAAUGAAAAGUUAAUUAACCUGCAACUAAAUGCAGUUUACAGUCUAGAUAGUUUCUUACACCUUUUGCCCUUCCUCUGACUUCCUAUUUAAACACUUCACUGAUACUGAAAACUUUUGCUCUUUGUCCUUCGGUGACAGUAUCCAUUCUGAAAAGUGUUAGGGCAACAUGUUAAUGCAUGUGGUGUCUUUACCGAUCAGAAAAAAACAUUAAUUUUUGAGCUUCCAACUCGAACGUCGCUGGCCAGUCCCUGUCAAACUGAAAGUCAUCAGACUUAGAUCGCUGAUAUAUUGUAGAAUCACAAGAGAAAUGAAACUGUCUUCAAAAAUAAUACUUCAAACUAGCAACAAGGUUUACCCAUUUUAUUUUCAAAGUUUGUGCUUUACCUGAUGCUUGUGUGUCCUCAUGAAAUAUAAUUAUGUAUUGCAGAACAAAAUAAUUGUCCACCAGCUGCUUAUUUGAAUUAGGCCAUUUGGUUUUUCCCCUUCUUUUAGUUUAAGGUAAUCUCAAAAAGAAUCGAUGCCUUAUCCUGCUGGAUAGUGCCCAGUAAUUAAUUUAAUCCAGCUAUUUAGCACUUUUUCUCAGUGAUAUUGUCUCUUCAUUCCCCUUUUGGUUUUUCUGGUCCGGAUUUUCUAGCUCAAAGUAGUUUGCCAUGACAGUUUGAGCGAAGUUAGACCAAAAUAUUCUUAUGUUUGCAGAAACAAUAAAGAUUAAUAAAUUCUGGUUCAAAACGGACAUAAAAGUUAUAUAUACUCCUUUAAUGGAUGAGUGUGUAAAUUAUUUUAUUUCCUCACCUUUUGCACUGCCUUAACCAGUAAGCAGUGAGCCUUGUCUUUCAGUUUGAUUUGUUGCAGCUCAUGGUCUUGGUAAUGCCGGAAGCAGCAGUGCAGACCUCCACAUGCUUUGUUUUCAGUGUGCAUUUGUGUGUUUCAGGGGAACAUUAUCCCAUAUCCUUGUUUUCUGUACUGAGCCAAUCACAACCCUCUCCACUCCAUGCUCAACAUAAAAGGAACUGGACAUUGUUGCUAUUAUUGUUAAUACUAUAUUAUGUUAUUAUUUAGGUCCACCACCCACCUCCAAUCCACCUUACACACAUAUUAACUGCAGUUAUUCUUAUUUAUUACAACUGCUGUGUCCUUCUGAAGACUUGAGCGAUCUAGUAGAGAUUCUUCUCGCUUGCCUCUGCGGGCUGUGUGUGGUUUUGUUGUGUUUUUCUUGGCUCAAACAGGUAAAUGCUUUUAAAAUGUAACUUUUAUGCCUUCUAUGUGCCUCUAUAAUGAAAAAAAACAUCUAAGAAAAUAAGAAUGAUGAAGGUUUGGGCUCCCUCCCUCUUCACACACUGCAUGGCGUCAUAUUCUCACUUCCUGCCAGCUUUGAGGACUUUGUGUUUCUUUGUGAUGUUACUCUUGCUGUAGCUUGAGGGUGUUUGUUUUUGUGCCUUUUGUUGCCUUGGUGUCUUCUGAGGGCAGAAGGUUUGAAGAUGUUGAGGGAAAUUUUAAUUAUGCUCUCGCCUUAUCUUUAACCUUUAAGAUCUCUUUAUUUUUAGUCACUUUUUGUUGAGUUUGUCUUAUUUUGGAGCUCAAUCUGGGAUCUUAUGUUGUGAGUUUAUGCACUGUAGAAAUGCUGAUUCUUUGGCCUUCAGAACCAUUUGUCUGCUUCAGUCCUUCAUUUUGUUUUGAGGUUUUCUGUUUUGUGCAGAUUAAAAUCCUCUCUGCUUUCACCCCAUAACCUGGUCCCAGCUUGGCUCAGGUGUGAUGACCUUUAGCUCAGAGAACUCCUAGAAGUGUUACAGUCCUCUAACAAACCGUCACCCUCCUCCUUUGUUUGUUCCGGCUACAGAGCGCUGACUGCUGAUGCUGCAAAGAGGCAGAAGGGCGAUGAAAGGUCGAUGAGUUUUGUGUUUUUACUGCUGUCAGUCAAGAUAAAUCGGACACUUUUAUGGGCUACACACCUAGGGCUCCAUCAUUAUAAUAUUUCCAUGACAAAAUUCUGAAAAUUCAAGAUUCUUUUUGUAGAGUUGUACAAAUUUUCAAAAAAUUACCAAAGAGGAGCAAACCAGGAUCCAUUGAUUCAUGAUCGUGUGUGCAGUGUUUUGGGGUGUCUUAAGUGCCUAAUCAUGUUUUUCUGUGGUCGCCUAUUUACACUUCUACACUUCUCUGUGUUUGGGCAUGACACUAUCUUAGUUCCUCUGCUGGGCCCCCUGAAACUGCAUGUUGCUGGGAUGUUUUGCUUUGUACUAAGGAGCCACAAUCACAAUAUGUAUGAAAAAUCGGCAUUCGGUCAUUGAAAGGUUCCUCUGUGUAGUCUGUGGAAUUCAAAGCUGGGUAAAUAUCUAGACAUUUUUAGGUUUUGCUUACUUUUUUUUAAGAUUCUCCUAGUUAAAUUUCCCAGGAAUAGCUUUCCUUUACAUUUUCAAUCAUAUGUGUUUCGAAUAUGCUCAUUUACACCACUAGAGGCCAGAAUCUUCACAUGCUGACUUUAAAAUUAAAGUGAAAUUAAUGCGUUUGCUAUAAUAAACAGCUUUUACUGUUACAAUUUAGAAUAAAGCAGUUAUUUAAACAAAUAAAAAUCUUACAGAAAAUUAUCAUGUCAUUAAGUUUUGGUAUUUAUGUUCACAAGGCUUCUGAUCUUGAACACUUAGUAAACAUUGGAGUCUAUUGAGGGAUUGUUAUUAAGUUUUAAAUUAAAAGGUUUCAGUGUUCCAUAUGUAGAUUUUAAUAACCUCUUUUGGUUUAAAUUGCACAUUACAGAAAUCUCAGGAGGUCUUUAUCUGAGUUAUUGGGUUUUUUACAGCAGCUGUCUUAAUUAAAAGCAACAGUUUUUAUUUUAAGGUGAAUCUAGACCAGAGUUCCAGUGAGCCAUAAGCCCUGAGCUCCAACUAAGGAAAAUUAGUCAAAAGCUGCAGAACCUUCUGAAAGCGCCAGAAAGAUUGGCGAAGACACAAAUCAGAUUUUUUUAAAACAUGGACUUAUUCAUUAAUUAAUUUAACUUCAAAUGUUAUUGUUGUAAUAAAGAAAAUGUGUUAAAACCUGGGAAACCAGUGAGCAAAACAUCAUGCCUCAAUCUCAGUUUAAGCAGAACUGAAUCACUUUCAUAUUUACACUCAUUAGCCCACUUAAAAAAAGGCAGCAUCCCUCAUAUUUUUCAGCAGUUUUUGCUUUUUUGUCACACUUACUAUAAAUUUUCAAUUUUCAUCAAACAGAUUUUAAUUUUAGGUAAAGCUCUGAUCAUAUUUUUACCUAAUCUUGGUUCUUCCCUGAAGCUGGAGCUCUGUGCUUUUUAACAAGCUUAUUUGAAGCAAUACUUAAUUAGAUGUUUCAUAUCUGACAACAAAAUACUGCCUUCCUUGGCAAAAAAAUGUUUGACAGUUCAAAACUAUACAAAAAAGUCAGUAUCAUAAAAUGUAAAACCGUGGUCAGGUGAGCAAUGCUGUAUUGAGCAGAGUAAUUCUGUUGAAAUCCACAGACUGAAAAUAUAGGCAGUAUUCACAGUCAAAUAGCUGCUUGUUAGUAUUCAGUUUAUCCAAAAACAAACUUGUCACAAAAGGUAAAAAAAAAAAAAAUAGUUUUUGGUUUACGGCUUUGGUGGAGGCAGUGUGAUAGAAAAAAAAAAUACUUGUCAUUACUGUAGGCCAUAUCAAUGUAGAGAGAUACUGAAAUGAGAUUCUACAAAUGCUCGCUCCCUCAGAGUGAAUUUGUGGGUUGGAGAGGAUGGCAUAGCCUGCCUGCAGUCCUUACCUCAACCCGAUUGAACACUUGUGGGAUCAGCUUGGGCAUGCUUGCCAAAGUGACCAACACAACCACAUAUGUUGACUAGCAGCAAAUGCUGGUUUAGGAAUGGGAUGCCCUCCCACAGAAGUGUGUGGCCAAGAUGGUUACCAGCAGGAGGAGGAGGUGCCAGGCUGUUUUCACUGUGCACGGUUGUCCCACACACAACUUAGGCCUCUAUUUGUUAAAUGAAUACCCUAUUAUAAGUAAACAAUAUCUCUUGUUUCUUCUAACUUUAAUUGUCCAAUAAGAUAAAGCAAGACAACAAGUCAGCAGCAGAAUUUUUGGCAUAGGCAGAGAGGAUUUGUCAAUUGUUUUAUGAAACCCACAUCUUCAUCUCUGCAACCCACAAAUACAGUACAUGUUCCUUACAAAUGUGGCACCACUAAAAGAAAAAAAAAAAAUUGGCCUUGCGACUAUAAGAUUUAUUGCCAUUAAACAUUGUUACUACAAAAAAUAAUGGACAAAACACAAAUGUUGUAACUUUUUUUUGCUAAGACUAUACUUGUGCUGUUUGGACUUAGAUAAAGUCUAAACUCUCUCUCUUUGUUUAUGACACUUCCAGCUACAGUUAACCUGCAGAGAGUUUUUAAAAAGGCUGAAGAGAAAAUCCAGUCAUACACCACAUCAUAUCUUCCUGCUUUUAUGUCUGUCUGAGUGAGUUCGGUAACUUGUUACAGGGUAGAGCUAUCUUUAUAUUCCCAUCUUUGGAGAAAAUAGUAAAACAUCAGCAUCCCUCUAAAAAUGUGCAACGUCUUUCUUUCCGCGUCUUUGUCUUUUCUGUGAGCGUUCGUCUUUGUCUGCAUUGAUGUAGAAAGUCUAUUUCCAUCCUGCUAUCACCUGCCGGUUGAUGUUUGCUCGCCGGGGUCAGGACGUCCGCAUGGGAACAUCCCAUGAUAAUCUGACUCCAUACCAGCAGCCAGCAGCAGGCACGUGUAUGUGGAUGAUGCAGCUUUUGCAGUAAUCGUUUAUUUAUUUUGUCGUUGAAGGUCAUAAAGAGAUGUGAGGCUCAGAGAGAAUUGGAGGAAUUUUAUUUUUAUUUACCUACCACAUAUUCAAAGUUUAUCUAAAGAAUUAUCAGAAAGCCUGCAGAUGAGGGAAAUUUAAAGCCCUUUACAGACUUUUUUAGGAUUAUUUCAGGUGUAAAUCUGUCGUUUGUGUGUGUGCACAUUUCUCAUGCUACAUGACUUGUGACCCAGUGGAGCUUUUUGUUGUUAAACUGCUGGUACACACAGCUGUAUGUGACUUCCGAUGUUGCAGUGUUUGUGUUCUUUAAUCUGGGAUUGGAGGGAAGUAAUCCAGGGAUGCUACUGUAUGUGGAAGAGGGUCUUCUCUUUGCUGUCGGGUGGGUUUGGGGAGGGUUACUUAGAGUUUACAGCUCCAUGGGAAGUGAAGUUCUCAGUAUAUUUCCACAUCUCUUAAGCCUCCUCUAAGACUGAUGACUGUUCACUUAGAGCUCAAUGAAUUUCUAUAAAUAAUUUAGAUUGCUCAAAAUGAUUGUGUGCAAUUGUAAUGAUGGAAAUUCAAUAAAAAAGAUGUAUUUUUACACAUUUA